AUGAAGUCUAUCCUUGUCCUUCUUCCUAUCUUCACGCUUGCCGUGGCCCAAAAUCUUGACUCAUGCUCUGGGGACUUGAAAUGCUGCGCCGCAGUAACGCCAUACACCGCAUUGCCAGAGGAAAUUCUCGCUGAAUAUGGAGUGCGCCCUGAUCCUAACGCCAAUAUCUGUGGCAAUGGCACCGCGGUCGAGGAUCAGUUCGAUGCUGAUAUUUGUGAGUCUGUGGGCCAUGAACUUCAGUGCUGUGACCCACGCCAGCCGGAUGUUCAGCUCAACGAGGACUUGACAUUUGGUUGCCACAAUGUCUCGAGCACUGUGAUGGAUGUCUGA
This is a messenger RNA of Aspergillus udagawae, 330 nucleotides long. RefSeq lists its product as uncharacterized. Bases 1 to 330 code for a protein of 109 amino acids. The transcript is spliced from 3 exons. The record is from RefSeq and is a predicted model, not a curated record. NCBI's taxonomy places the organism in Eukaryota, Fungi, Ascomycota, Eurotiomycetes, Eurotiales, Aspergillaceae.